CAUGGAAAUUGCUGUUGUGUAUUACCGAUCUGGAUACUCGGCAAGUCAGAUGACGGAAGAGGACUGGGAGACGAGACUGACGAUCGAGCUUUCAAGCGCCGUCAAGUGUCCUUCACUCGGUUACCAGCUCGCUGGAACAAAGAAAGUCCAGCAAGUGCUUGCCCAGGAAGGAAUUGUGGAACGCUUCUUUCCUGACGACGUGAAAGCAGUGCAACGCAUACGGUCUACAUUCGUGGGCUCGUACUCGCUCGACCUGACACCAGAGGGCGACAGUGCUGCUCAGAAGGCUAUGCGUUCACCAAGCAAAUAUGUGCUCAAGAAGGAGGGGGAAGCUGAUGAAAUCCACAUUUUCGGGUGCGAGGUCGCAGACCAGCUUGCCUUAUUGGCUGGUAAAAAACAAAGAGAAACCUGUGUACUUAUGGACCGUAUCAGGCCACCAGUUACGAGCAGUUACCUUGUGGCUCCCAACGCUGCUGUCAGACUCCAGAAUGUUGCAAGUGAAAUUGGAAUCUUUGGCGUCGUCCUUGGGUGA
Dermacentor silvarum is the source of this 532-nucleotide messenger RNA. RefSeq names its product glutathione synthetase. NCBI's taxonomy places the organism in Eukaryota, Metazoa, Arthropoda, Arachnida, Ixodida, Ixodidae. Gene Ontology annotation, cellular component: cytosol. Gene Ontology annotation, molecular function: glutathione synthase activity; ATP binding; glutathione binding. Bases 2 to 532 code for a protein of 176 amino acids. The transcript has 4 exons. The record is from RefSeq and is a predicted model, not a curated record. Gene Ontology annotation, biological process: glutathione biosynthetic process.